AUGCAGUCCCUGUGGCUGUACUGGGUACUCUGCGUGCUCCCCCUGGCUGGCCGUGGGGCGGCUGUGACCGAGGAGCAGGUCCUGGUCAGACUACUUCAGCAGCUGCAGCUCAGCCAGGCUCCCGUGCUGGACAGGGUGGAUGUGGAAGGGCUGGCCAUCCCUGCCCAUGUGAGGGCCCAGUAUGUGGCCCUGCUGCAGCGAAGCCAUGGUGACCGCGCCCGGGGCAAGAGGUUCAGCCAGAACUUCAGAGAGGUGGCAGGCAGGUUCCUGGUGUCCGAGACCUCCACGCACUUGCUAGUGUUCGGCAUGGAGCAGCGGCUACCGCCUAACAGCGAGCUGGUGCAGGCCGUGCUGCGGCUGUUCCAGGAACCAGUCCCCAGAACUGCUCUCCGGAGGCAUGAAAGGCUGUCCCCUCACAGUGCCCGGGCUCGGGUCACCAUUGAGUGGCUGAGAGUUCGUGAGGACGGCUCCAACCGCACCGCCCUCAUCGACUCUAGGCUCGUGUCCGUCUACGAGAGCGGCUGGAAGGCCUUCGACGUGACCGAGGCCGUGAACUUCUGGCAGCAGCUGAGCCGGCCGAGGCAGCCACUGCUGCUGCAGGUGUCGGUGCAGAGGGAGCACCUGGGCCCGGGGACCUGGAGCGCACACAAGUUGGUCCGGUUUGCUGCGCAAGGGGCGCCGGGCAGUGAGGGCCAGGGCGAGCCACAGCUGGAGCUGUACACGCUGGACCUCAAGGACUACGGAGCUCAAGGCAAUUGUAACCCUGAGGCCCGAGUGACCAAAGGCACCAGAUGCUGUCGCCAAGAGAUGUAUCUUGACCUGCAGGGAAUGAAGUGGGCGGAGAACUGGAUCCUGGAACCCCCUGGGUUCCUGAUCUAUGAGUGUGUGGGCAGCUGCCUGCAGCCACCGGAGUCCCUGACCAUCAAGUGGCCAUUUCUGGGGCCACGGCAGUGCAUUGCCUCAGAGAUGACUUCCCUGCCCGUGAUUGUCAGCAUGAAGGUGGGAGGCAGGACCAGGCCUCAGGUGGUCAGCCUGCCCAACAUGAGGGUGCAGAAGUGUAGCUGUGCCUCGGAUGGGGCGCUCAUACCCAGGGGGAUAGAUCUGUAGUCCCCAUGUAGCCACAGUUUUACACUUAGUAAGUUGACUUGUUCUGACUCAGUGUCCGCCUUUCACCUUUGCCCUACAGUCCUCCAUGUCUUGGCUUCCUUGUCUAUCACCCAGUCUAAGCACUUAUGUGAGUAAAUACUAAUGUCACUCCACCAGGACACCCUGGUGCACUUGGUAGAGGACAUGGCUAAGCAGUGGACAUCGCCAGCUGAAUCUGUUUUCGGGCCAAUUCUCAGCUAAUUGUGCAACAAAACCCAAUGGUGAGAACAGAGGAAUCGGCUCCUUUACUCUGUCACAUGGUGGUGUUUGAAUUCAUUCAACAAAACAAGGCAGACAGAAAUCCCAGCGAGCACUAGACAGGAGAACUCUGGAAAAGAUCCUCAA
Peromyscus eremicus (cactus mouse) is the source of this 1491-nucleotide messenger RNA. RefSeq names its product left-right determination factor 2-like. The transcript is spliced from 4 exons. The coding region runs from base 1 to 1107 and encodes 368 amino acids. Gene Ontology annotation, biological process: SMAD protein signal transduction; BMP signaling pathway. Gene Ontology annotation, cellular component: extracellular region. The record is from RefSeq and is a predicted model, not a curated record. Gene Ontology annotation, molecular function: growth factor activity; cytokine activity; transforming growth factor beta receptor binding. Lineage: Eukaryota; Metazoa; Chordata; Mammalia; Rodentia; Cricetidae.